AUGCCGAGUACUCCAUCGAGAUCGAACGACCAGGCCGGCGCAAGCGGUACUGUUAUCCUAGGUGCCGGCAUCAUCGGCUGUGCCACAGCGUACUACCUCUCACAAUCCGCCACUACACGACCCGACAGCAUACAUCUCGUCGAAGCGAGCGACGGACUAUUCGACAGCGCGAGCGGUAAGAGUGGCGGUUUCAUUGCUGAGGACUGGUUCGGGCCGGCGACAGCAAGUCUAGGUAGACUGUCGUUCCAAUUACAUCAAGAGCUAGCAGAUGAACACAAUGGUAGACAGAACUGGGGCUACAGCAGGAGCACAGGCAUAUCUUUGGUCGAUGGCGGAGGAAGAAGCUCAUCCGGAGGGAGGCAAGAUACGGAAUGGCUAGCGAAUGGUACAAGUAGAGCCCAAGCAGCGCAAGACCCUGGCGUACAUGAGUUCGUCUCAGGCAAUGGCCCAUCUUGGCUUAGAAAGAGGGAUGGCGACGCUGUGGACCAUAUCGGCGAAGAAGGCGGCGUAGCUCAGGUUGAUCCUUUACGCCUCUCACACUUCCUUCUCGAUCAAUGUACAUCCCGAGGUGUUCAUUUGCACCAUCCAGCCCGAGCGGUCCAAAUCACAACAGACCCCACGGGCAUCCUCUCCGGCAUAACUCUCCGCGACAGCGACAGCGACGACACCGAACACCACAUCCCCUGUACCCGCCUUCUUAUCUCAGCGAGCGCCUGGACGCCCCAGAUCUUCGCCUCCCUCUUCCGUUCCUCGCCAACCACAAUCGCCGUCACACCCUACGCAGGCCACAGCAUCGUCGUAAAAAGCCCUCGCUGGACGAGAGAACACGAAACCCGUGGCUGCCACGCGCUUCUCACAACAAUGCAAAACAGCUUCAGCCCUGAAAUUUUCUCCCGAGUAGGAGAGGAAAUCUACAUCGCCGGCCUUAACGACAGUGACCUACCUCUCCCUGAAAAGGCAAGCGAAGCGGUGCCAGACCCUGAAGCGAUUGAGGAUUUGAUAGCGGUGGCGCACACUCUACCUGGGAGGGAUGGGACUGAUGUGAGUGAUCUGGAGGUGCUGAGGGAAGGUUUAUGUUUCAGGCCUGUUACGAGGAGCGGGGCGCCGAUUCUGACGAGGAUGGAAGAUAAGGAGCUUGGAGGUAUGAGGAUGGCGGAGGAUGGGGGCGUGUAUGUCUGUGCUGGACCUGGGCCCUGGGGGAUCAGUCUGGGUUUGGAGACUGGGCUUGUUAUGAGUGAGAUGAUUGAGGGUAAGAGGACGAGUGCUGAUGUCAGGAGGCUGGGACUACGAUGA
Molecule: messenger RNA, 1293 nt
Organism: Fulvia fulva
Lineage: Eukaryota; Fungi; Ascomycota; Dothideomycetes; Mycosphaerellales; Mycosphaerellaceae
Product: Putative oxidoreductase
Exons: 1
Coding region: 1-1293 (430 amino acids)
Biological process (GO): retrograde transport, endosome to Golgi
Cellular component (GO): late endosome; cytoplasm
Molecular function (GO): oxidoreductase activity
Source: RefSeq, a predicted model, not a curated record